AUGGCCGAGACGCACUUCCCCAAAUCGUACGGAGACGAUAGCAUCGGCCUCCACCCGAUCCCGCGCGGGAUGGACAAGCAAGCAUCGAGCUCAGCGGGGUCGCCUCAUCGCGCAUGGUACGAUCCACGCGGGUGGUCGCUGCGCACAAAAUUGAUUGUUGGGAUUGUCGGCAUCGCAGCCAUCAUUGGUAUUAUUGUCGGCGCCGUCGAGGGCUCAAAAGCACGCCGGUAUCCGGACUAUGCGCCGCUGGAUUAUCAUCUCGUGGAUACAUAUUCGGGCGUUUCAUUCUUUGAUCAGUUUCAUUAUUUUUCGGACGAGGACCCGACAGAUGGGUUUGUUCAGUAUGUCGAUAGAAUCGCAGCGCAACAACUAAACCUUACCUUCGCCACUGAAUCAUCGGCAAUACUUAAAGUCGACUCAACAACAAAGGACGUCAUCAAGGGUCGAAACUCCGUUCGCAUAGAGUCGAAGAAAUCCUACGAUACGGCCCUUUUCAUAUUCGAUAUCAUCCAUACCCCGUAUGGGUGCGGCACCUGGCCGGCCCUCUGGCUGACGGAUGGCUACAACUGGCCAGAUAACGGCGAGAUUGAUGUACUAGAAACAACCAACAAUGCUACUGAUGGGAACGCCAUCACCCUACACACAACGUCGGGCUGUAAUAUGGAUGUGCGACGCAAGCAAACAGGCAGCGUGACAUACAAGACUUGCGACAAUAGCACGAAUGCAAACGCCGGAUGUGGUGUCCAGGGAUCUCCAGCGAGCUAUGGGCAGGAGUUGAAUGACAAUGGCGGUGGUAUAUACGCCCUUGAACUGCGCCAGGCAGGUAUCAGAGGCUGGUUCUUCCCCCGGGAUGACAUUCCAUCGGAUAUUGGGAAUGCGAGCAACUCCCCUGACCCAUCAAGCUGGGGGACGGCAUUAGCGGACUUCCCCAACACGAGCUGCGAUAUCCCAUCGCAUUUCAAGAACCAGAGCAUCAUUGCGAAUAUCGACCUUUGCGGUUCAUGGGGCGGGAGUCCUGAUGUGUAUACGGACCAGUGGAGCUGCCCUGGCGACUGUCCAGUUUAUGUGGCAAAGAAUCCGGGAAGCUUCACGCAGGCGUACUGGGAGUUUGGCGAGUUCAAGGUUUAUCAAGCGAAUUAA
Messenger RNA from Aspergillus puulaauensis, 1140 nucleotides. Its product is annotated as glycoside hydrolase family 16 protein. Gene Ontology annotation, biological process: glucan catabolic process. The record is from RefSeq and is a predicted model, not a curated record. Gene Ontology annotation, molecular function: hydrolase activity, hydrolyzing O-glycosyl compounds. Lineage: Eukaryota; Fungi; Ascomycota; Eurotiomycetes; Eurotiales; Aspergillaceae. The coding region runs from base 1 to 1140 and encodes 379 amino acids. The transcript is spliced from 3 exons.